Messenger RNA from Juglans microcarpa x Juglans regia, 1741 nucleotides. Its product is annotated as patatin-like protein 2. The record is from RefSeq and is a predicted model, not a curated record. Gene Ontology annotation, biological process: lipid metabolic process. NCBI's taxonomy places the organism in Eukaryota, Viridiplantae, Streptophyta, Magnoliopsida, Fagales, Juglandaceae. The transcript is spliced from 7 exons. Gene Ontology annotation, molecular function: monoacylglycerol lipase activity; glycerophospholipase activity. Bases 50 to 1375 code for a protein of 441 amino acids.
CGGCCCUCCCCCUCCUUAUCUCUCCGUCCCUCGAUUUCCCUUAUCCCUAAUGGAAGCAAAAAAUAUUGUACCCCUACAGCCACCCACGUAUGGAAAUGUAAUCACUGUUCUCAGCAUUGAUGGCGGAGGAAUAAGAGGGCUUAUCCCAGGAACCAUCCUUGAUUUCUUAGAAUCCGAGUUUCAGAAGCUGGACGGGGAAGAUGCAAGAAUCGCAGAUUAUUUUGAUGUGAUUGCAGGAACAAGCACAGGCGGCCUUGUAACAGCCAUGAUAACUGCUCCAAAUGAAAAGAACAGACCUGUCUUUGCUGCUAAGGAUAUCAAGGACUUCUACUUGAACCAUUGCCCUAAAAUAUUCCCACAAAACAAUUUUCCGCUAUUUCCACUUACUGCAAAGAUCUUCAAAGCCCUUUCGGGACCCAAAUACGAUGGUAAGUAUCUGCAUAACCUUGUUAGGGAAAAACUGGGAAGUACAAGAAUACAUCAGACUUUGACUAAUGUUGUCAUCCCAUCAUUCGAUCUCAAGCGACUGCAGCCAACCGUCUUCUCUAGCUAUGAGGUAAAAAAAAACCCAAGCUUAGAUGCCCUACUCUCAGAUGUAUGCAUUGCAACCUCAGCUGCACCAACUUAUCUUCCACCUUAUUACUUCGAAACCAAAGACCAAGAAGGGAACGUCAGAGAAUUCAACCUUACAGAUGGUGGGGUUGCUGCUAAUAAUCCGGUAUCUUUCAAGCUGUUUCAGAUCCUACCUGAUACCAAUAAUAGUAAUUUUAGCAUUACUGGUGUUAACCUGCAAAAUUGGUGUCUUUUCCAGGCUUUACUUGCCAUUGGUGAAGUGACAAAGGAGAUCCUUAGAGGAAGUCCCGACUUCUUCCCUAUAAAACCAAUGGACUAUGGCCGGUUUUUGGUCAUAUCAUUAGGAACUGGCUCAAAUAAAGACGAAGAGAAAUACAAGGCUCCUGAUGCAGCCAAGUGGGGCAUACUAGAUUGGUUAACCAGAGGUGGUUCCACCCCAAUAAUUGACGUAUUUUCUCAAGCAAGUGCAGAUAUGGUUGACGUCCAUCUCUCUGAGGUUUUCCAAGCCCUUCAUUCUGAGGAAAGCUAUCUGCGGAUUCAGGACGAUACAUUGAUUGGGGUAGUAUCUUCUGUGGACGUUGCCACAACGAAGAACUUGGAUGAUCUUGUCAAAGUUGGAGAUGAAUUGCUGAAAAAAAGAGUCUCUAGGGUGAAUCUAGAUACUGGCCUCUUUGAACCUUCAAAUAGCGAAACAAAUGCAGAGGCUCUCAUAAGGUUUGCAAAACUUCUUUCCCAAGAGAGGCAUCUUCGCCAUGCCAGGUCUCCCGUUGGAAAAGUUAAAAGUCAUGAUCAUCACAAAUGAUGAUGUUACUUUUUACUCGGGUUUUGGCUUCCCUUUUCCGGUUUUGGCUUCCCUUUUCCUCUCGUUUCUGGCCUCCCAAUCAAACUUUCAGAGUGUCAACGUGCAUGCUUACCAAACCAGCAGUGGAUUGCUCUUUGAUCACCUACCUAGCUAGCUUAUAAUAAACGCUAGCGCUAAAAACAGCUACAACAUAUAUAUACGUACAUAUAUAUAUAUAUAUAUACACACCUUACAGUACUAGAAACAUCUUUUAUGUUUUAAGCACCCACGAUUAAUUGAGAGCUUAGAACAUAUUUUCAGAUGUUUUUAAUAUUAUAUAUCAAUGUGUGUCUCAAUUAAUAUUAAUGUUCCUUAAUUUGGGUUUAA